Molecule: messenger RNA, 5994 nt
Organism: Sorex fumeus (smoky shrew)
Lineage: Eukaryota; Metazoa; Chordata; Mammalia; Eulipotyphla; Soricidae
Product: organic anion transporter 7-like
Exons: 11
Coding region: 174-1838 (554 amino acids)
Biological process (GO): transmembrane transport
Cellular component (GO): membrane
Molecular function (GO): transmembrane transporter activity
Source: RefSeq, a predicted model, not a curated record
AACAGUUUAUCUGGCCCAGCUAUGAAGGGGAAGCUGAGCCACAGAGGAAAGUGUGGACUCAGCAUCAGCAAACGCUCAGUGUGACAUAGCAAACAGUAACAUCGCCUCCCUUGAAACCUUUCUCCAAAACUCAUUUGGCUUCCUUUGUGGGGGGGACCACCUGCUCUGCCUUGAUGGCUUUUGAAAGCCUCCUGAACCAAGUGGGAGUUUUGGGGAGAUUCCAGAUCUUUCAGAUGGCUUUACUUGGUCUCAGCUGCCUCAUAAUAUACCCUCAUAUUAUCCUGGAGAACUUCACUGCGGCCGUCCCGGAUCACCGCUGCCGUGUCCAGCUCCUUGACAAUGCUACUCUCUCUAUUAAUGACACUGAGGUCUUCAGCCAAGAUGACCUCCUCAAAAUCUUCAUCCCACAGGAUUCCAACCUGAUGCCAGAAAAGUGCCGACGUUUUGUCCACCCUCAGUGGCAGCUCCUUCACCUCAGUGAGAGACUCUCCAGCAUGACGGAGCCAGACACAGAGCCUUGCAUGGACGGCUGGGUGUAUGACCAAAAAACCUAUCCCUCCACCAUUGUGACUAAGUGGGACCUGGUCUGUGAAUCUCAGUCAUUAAAAUCAGUGAAUAAUUUCCUCUUUAUGAUUGGAAUGCUGAUAGGGGGUAUCAUACUUGGCUAUUUAACGGACAGGUUCGGGCGGAAGUUGGUAUUUAGAUGGUGUGUGCUCCUGCUGGCCAUUGCUGAAACCAGUGCGGCCUUUGUUCCCACCUUCCCCCUUUACUGCACACUACGCUUCUUGGCUGGGUGUUUCACUUCCAGCAUCCUGACAAAUUCUACUAUGCUUAUUAUGGAAUGGGUGGUACCUCCCUUCCAAGCCUUGGGAAUAGUAAUUACAGCCUCUUGCAGUUGCAUCAGCUUGAUGAUUCUGGGAGGAAUAGCUUUUGCCAUUCGAGACUGGUUCAUCCUUCAGCUGGUGUAUUCAGUACCAUUAUUCUUCAUCUUUCUUUCCUCAAGAUGGCUGGCAGAAUCAGCUCGGUGGCUGAUUAUCAAGAACAAACUGGAAGAAGGCUUAAAGGAACUUAAAAAAGUCGCACACGCAAAUGGAAUAAAGAAUGCCGGAGACAUCCUAACCAUGGAGGUUGUGAGAACCAACAUGCAGGAGGAUAUAGAGGCAGUGAAGAUGAAGGUCUCGAUGUUCCAUCUCUUCCGCACACCCACCAUGCGUAAGAGGACCUUUCUCCUGUGUUUUAUAAGAUUGGCAAUCUUAAUUCUUUUUUAUGGCCUGGCUCUGAACAUCCAGUACGUGGGGAACAAUAUUUUCCUGUCCCAGGUUCUCUUUGGUGUAAUCACCUUGCUAGGCAAUUUGGUUGGACUAUUCUUACUGAAUCAUAUGGGCCGUCGAGUAAGCCAGAUGCUUUCAUUCUCCCUUGUUGGAAUCUUCAUUUUAACCACCACAUUUCUGCCUGAAGAAAUGUAUAUCCUACAUCAGACUUUCCUGACUCUGGGAAUAGGAAUGAUUUCUGCGGUUAUCAUGUGUGUUAUUUCCCAUGCAAAUGAACUAAUGCCUACUGUUGUCAGGGCCACAGCUUCAGGGGUCUUGGGAAUUACUGGCAACAUAGGGGGAGCCCUGGGUGCUCUCUUGAUGGUCCUGAGGAUAUAUUCUCACCACUUGCCCUGGAUCCUGUAUGGGGUCAUCCCAAUCCUCUGCAUACCUGUUGUCUUCUUCCUUCCUGAAACCAGGAAUCAACCUCUGCCUGAUUCCAUCCAGAAUGUGGAGAACCAGAGAAAAGGCUCAAGAGAACCAAAGCAGGAAGAUACUAUUGAUUCCAUCAAAGUGACAUCAUUUUAAGGAAUUCUGUGAGCUGUUUAUCAAAGAAUAAGAUAAAAGAAUGAAGACCUGGGCUGUGUGUACCUUGUGCAUAAUAGUACCUUGGUCCUCUGCACCACUGAAGUGUUUUGUCAGAUUGGAAAUACAAAACAGCAAGUACAUUGGUGAAACUGGUAAGACAUAGGCAGUAUUAAGAGCAAAUGUGAAGUGGAACCAUCUACAGAAAUUCACUCUACUUGGUAUCAGGUGUACUUGCUGGAAUCUGAAAUUGUGGGAAGUGGUAUCAUAUUCACUUGAAAUUAAAGGGCAAAUUACUGCAUCUUGCAGUUCUGGUAUAAGGCAUCAAAUAGCCUACCAAGCCUCUUCAAUACCGGACACAGCAUCUUAUGUAAUUGAGAGUGCAGCUUUCAGCCAAACACCAAGCGAUCCAGAAGACUCCUGGACUCAUUCCCAGAGGUACCACAGAAGGAGAGCCUGGAGCAUUCAGUAGGCUGUGAAGGCAGCAUACCAAGUGGGACCGCACUUCCUGAGGCGCCCUGUGGCUUUACAGGAAUACAGUACACAGCAAGCUUAAUCAUGCAAUAUCAUAGACUCUAGAGAUGAAGAUGACGGUGGCCUGCUAAGCAUGAUUAUUGAGGAUCAAGUCACCUUGUAGCCAGGAUGUUUAUCACAAUACAGCUUCUAACACCCAUUAGGCAAAUCAAAUCAUAUUGUCAGGUGAUCCCCAUGGCACUCUAUAUCUAGAUGGAUUGGUACAUAAAGGCCAACGCACAAAGAAAGAAACUGGGCACAAACGUCCUGUUAUCUUCUACUGGAGCAUGGAUGCUGCUUAAUUCAACCAACAUCAUGGGUGGUUUUAUAGCAAGAUAAAUGAAUAAUUUCCAAUGAAAUUAGGUGUCCAGCGAUUUUUACCAAUUUGUCUUAGAGGUACAGACAGCCCACAUACUAGUGUUAACUACCCAGAAUGAGACAGACUCAGUUUUAGGCUCUCAAGGAGUAAAAAAAAAAUUAUACAGCCUGGUCCAUGGUCUCAUGUGAAUCAAAGCAGAAAUAAUUCUAAGCUCAUUAGUUUGUCCUGGCUCAAGGUCCAGGUAUACUAAGAAAAUCUAAUCAGCCAGAAUGUUUCAAAGACUCAUGAAUUAUCUCCUAGAGCUGGAAAAAUGGAUUUUUUUUAAAAACAAAUUUGUACUGUGAAGUGUGGGAAAUCAUCCUCCAAAUAAAAACCCAACCCCCAAUUUGGGAUACUCCCCUGGGAAAAACAGUGUAAGUCUCAGAAUAUAAACAGGCAGCAGAAACACACCCAGGAAAUAAUAGAAGAAAAACAGUUUAGGGUCUUCUAGAUUUAGUGGGCAACAGAGGCGAAAACAAAAUAGGAAAUUGUAAUGACUUUAUACAUUAUGGGUGCUACUGAUUGACUUCGUGUAACAUCACAGUGUCUGCUCCUCCUGUGCCAUUGAAUUUUGAUGUGAUUACUAACUGUUCUUAAUGUCUCUGUCAACUCAAACAACAAUGUACGUGUUGGAAACAAAGGUUGGGGAGCAAUAUUGCAUUGAAUGAUGACCAGUCUCUGUGCUCACUUAUGGCUCCUGAGGAGACCCGAAAGCUUGGGCAGUGCAUGUAUAUUUGUUUGUCUCCUCAUGUGUUUGUUUGUCUCAUUCUCUGCCAUUGAUCCCAGGAUGGAGGUCAAAGGUACCAAUCUGAUUGACAUUAGACAGAGAAAAGUUGAACACCCCAUAUCAUUAGGUUAAGUUUCUCCUAUAUGUCAAGAGAGUAUAACAUUUAUGUCUUCAGGUUUGACUAAAGCUGUAUUAGGUCUACAACAUGCUACAAUUUCCAUUUGGGUUCCAUCAUGAUACUGAAAAAUAGAUUUUAGUAGAUAGAACUGACUGAAUAUAGAAUUGUUCAAGUUUUGGGUGAGUGAAAAUUGACUUAAAAAUUCAGUUUUUGCAUCAAAUGGCUGGGCAGAUGGGAGAAAAAUUUACAGAGGUAUUUGAGAGAGCAAGCAAGAAAAGUUAAAGGCACAUCUGGUGUAAACAAAAGUAUAUGACUUUCUGGUGGGGGGAGGUGGUGCUUCUAACUCCUCCUAAUAUCUAUUUUGCUGCCUGUACUUCCUCCAUGCUCUAUUUUAGAGUCACAACUCCAAGAACAUGUUAUGAUUCUGUCAUGAUCAUAUCAGAAGAUGUAUCAAAACUAAUUUAGAUAGUAAUUAAUUUAGAAAGUAAAAAAAAUAAGUUUACAUUUACAGUUAGUAAAGUGAAGAAUGCCAAAGGAAUAAGCUCAUCCAUAAAUCAUAAAAAAGUUAUGAAAUGGACUAGAAAAAUACAAAAUGAGAUAUGGGAUGCAUCAUUGGUGAGAAUUCAAUUUUAAUAUGUCACUAAGGGAUUUUUGUCUUUUGCAAUUCUGUUCUUGGAGCAGAGGCAAAGCAGAAAACUUUGUUCCUUACAAGAACGUCAAAGGCAAUGAGACUGUGUCUCAGAGAAGACAUUGGUAACAUUAUCUAUGUGACACAUCAAUGUGUGCCUUGGGGUCUGCAUAAUGGACUCCUCAGCUCUACGAUGCUCCCAGCAGCAAUUACAUGGGAAGUAAUGCCUCGCUCGAUUUGAGGGCACUAAGUGGAGCAUCAAAUAUUAUUAGAUUAUUUGGUUAAGUCACAUAGAACUGUUACAAUAAUGAACUCUUCUUCCUUCAUUUUCUCUAUAGUUACUACAGAGAUGGGCUUCUUCCUUUGAGAGUAUCCUCUCACUAUAUAAAAUCUAUAUGGCAAUACUAAGGAAUUGGAGAAAUUAAUGGUUCCUGGUGUAUACUCAUCUAAUUAGCAUACUUCUAAUUGUGGUGUGUCUCCAGUUGAGAACAUAGCUUAUGAUACUAGACAUAUAUAACACACACACAUUCUCACAAUACAUCCAGCAGAACCACUUGAAUGUAUAAAAUGACCUCAAAAUGACCCACUUACAAGGUUGUUUCAUUCCAUUGUCUGAAUUGAAAGUUAUUGCCAAAUACAGUGGAAGCAAUUUUUCCAGCAUAGCAGGAUAUUUGCUGGCACCACUAUAAAUUGGUCCUUAAUUUCCAAACAUCUGAAAAAAAAUCCCUUUGUGGUCAUAAAUCUCCCCAACAAAACUUUAUCAGUGUAUUUUGUCUUUGAUGUUUUGGCACUUGGCCCCAGAUCUGUUUCUCUUUGAAGGGGAUGAAGUUUGACCAGAGACCUCGUUUCAAAGUUAUCGGAUCAAUACUAACAGUCCACAAAGCAUAGAGUUUUGGGGAUAAAUUAGGUUGUGCAAUGUGAAAACUUACUGACAAUUGAUCUUCAGUCUGCGUUUUAAACUUUAGUUACUGUUUCUUAUUCUGAUGUCAAUGAAUAAUAUCCCUUAUAAGAAAAUAAACAUUCUCCUCAAUAGUUAGUACUUAACAAUAUAAAUAAUAUCAUUAAAUAACAAAAUAGGUGUAAUGCAUACAAUAUAGAUAUACACUAAUCAAAUACAUAUGGUCCUACAGGAUGAUUUUCUAAAUUAAUCUGUUUAACUGCCCCUUAAAGAAUAUUUUUCUUAGAUUAUGUUCAUGCUCAAUUCUAUAACCAUGUUUCUUAGAGCCAAACUCUUUUUCAGAAACACAGACUAUAUAUCAUUGUCUAGGGUGCAGAAGAAAAUACACUUUUUCCUAAAAUAGCCUGAUGUGACAGAUUAAACAAAUUGGCUCAUCGAAAUGUGGGCGAAUAUUUUAUUGUCUGGGCUUCUUCUGUUAAUUAUAAAUUCAAUUGCUAAAUACAUUGUCCCUACUGGUAUUUUUAACCUCCUAUACUCAUCCAUGGCUGUUUACCAGUUAGCUUAAAGUCAAAUCAGGCAGAGAAGUGCUUCAUUAUGGAUUUAAAAGAUCACUGAAACAGUUCUUUUUAUUAAAUACGUUUUCUUGUAUCUUACUGACGUCACCAGUCAAUUUUGGACUAAAUAGCUAUCAUAAAAGUCUUUAUUCAGAGGUAGGGUGGGGAUUAGACCAUACCCUGCAGGACUUGGGGGCUAUUUCUAGCUCUGUGCUCAGAAUUGAAUCCCUCCAGUGUUUGCAAAUCAUACGUGUGCUGGGGAUUCGAACUAGGCUCAGCAGAAUUCAAGGCAAGUGCCUUGACCCAUGUGUGAUAGCUCUGACUCCAAAAUACUUUUGUUUAAUUUGAAAAGAUUUACAAGGC